This is a messenger RNA of Limulus polyphemus (Atlantic horseshoe crab), 5444 nucleotides long. Its product is annotated as methylosome subunit pICln-like. Gene Ontology annotation, cellular component: methylosome; plasma membrane; pICln-Sm protein complex. The transcript is spliced from 7 exons. The coding region runs from base 72 to 668 and encodes 198 amino acids. Gene Ontology annotation, biological process: spliceosomal snRNP assembly; cell volume homeostasis; chloride transport. The record is from RefSeq and is a predicted model, not a curated record. NCBI's taxonomy places the organism in Eukaryota, Metazoa, Arthropoda, Merostomata, Xiphosura, Limulidae.
CACACAAGUCAAAGAUAGGGAAAGAAGCGUGUGAGUCAGUGUCAGAACACACACACGUAUUCUAGGAAGCAAUGGUUGUUAUCACCACAUUUCCACCUCCCACAGAAGGAAUCCGUCAUCAAGAACCAAAUAUAGCGGCACAUAUUAAGUCAAAAGAUUUAGGAAAAGGAACUCUCUACAUAGCAGAGAGUCGAGUUUCUUGGGUUGGAGAGAGUGGUCAAGGAUUUUCUUUGGAGUAUCCAUCUAUCACACUUCAUGCAGUUUCUCGAGAUUUGAAUGCUUUUCCCCGCGAAUGUCUGUAUUUAAUGAUUGAUGCUGAUUUGGAAACCAACGAUGAAGAGGAAGGACAACAGGAAGAGAAUGAAAGAACUGUAGAAAACAAGACCUCCGAGGUUCGCUUUGUUCCUGAAAACACUGGAGUUUUGGAUGCAAUGUUCAAAGCUAUGAUGGAUUGUCAAGCCUUACAUCCUGAUGAAGAUGACUCAUUUUCAGAAGAUGAAGAGGGAUGUUUUGAUGAUGCAGAAGAUGAUUCUGGAGCAGAAUAUGAUGUGGCAGCAGCAGAGAGAGGAAGAGGACAAGGAGAUGGUUCAGUUGGAGAUACUUAUUAUGAUGAAUAUGGAGAACCAAUGGAAGUAGCCCAGUUUGAAGAUGUGGAUCCAGAUCAUUGAUGUGAAAAUACAAUAUUUAGAAAUGAGUGACUUGUUGCUUUCCUUUGUUAGAUUCAUGAAGUAACAAUAUACCUCCAUUUCUUGUAUUGUUGCAGUAUAAUAUUUGUAUUGUAAUUAUCAGAGAGAGUUCCAUCUAAAGAUGUUUAAUCACUGCUUGUAAUAUCAAUUUCCAGCUUAAGCUCAGAUUGUAACUUUUGCGUCAUUCAAAAAUGCAUCUUAUAUUCAAAUUUUGCUUGCAAUACCAAUUUCUCUCCUUAGUUUCUCAUUUUUAAAUAUACAGUUGUAAUUAAGAGUACCUUACAUUAAGUUUAUUAGUGUAUGCAUAAUUAUACUGUACACUUCAAAAGUUAUGCAUUGUACAAGUUUACUGUGAUUUUGCUUUUUUGUAUCAAAAGCAGCCGUGAUUUGUAUUAGUCGAACUUGAUUAUGCUUGAAAAUUACUUUUCUUCCUUAAACGAUAAAUUAAAAACAAAUUCAAACCCCAAACAAUUUAAUAAUUAGUUGUUUAAGAAUCUUACAGGGUACUUGAUUUUUUUAAAGUGUUUUGUAGCUAUUAUUGGCCUAGAGAUUCACAAAUUAAUGUGCAGGGAGUUUUUGGAUUAAAAGACAUUGAAGUAUAUAAAACAGCAUAUGUGCUAAAAAUGUAUUCUAAUUAUAAAGCUUUGUUAGCUUAGUUCUCGACAUUUCUUUUUCUUAUAAAUUUCUUUCAUUUUGUAGAAAUUUCAAACAAGAAAGGAACUUCAAAUUUAGUAAUUUUUUUAUUUUCUUGGCAUUUUUUUGUGAUUCUUGGAGAUUGUUUAUUUUACCAUAUGUUCUGUUAACAUACAAAAAAUAUUUUCCUCUUCCAAAACUAAAAAGGAAUUUUUACAAAAUGAGAUUAAUUAAUGAUAUUAUGUCAAAAAAGCAUUAGUGAAACCUUGCCUUUUUACCAAACAAAGAAUUUAAGAAACUUGACAUCCACUUUUUUAAAUAACCUACAAGAAAGUAGUAAGUCAUCAUAACUGGUGGAGACAUCAUGUUGUUUUUUGCUUUUGUUUGUUGUAUGAUUAUGAUUUGACAGCUGAAGAUAUUAUUUUGCAAAUUUCUCGUGUUUCUGAUGUUGCACUAGUGUGUAUGUGGAAAAAAAAUUGGCAUAUUAUAACAGAAAUUCUUCCAAAAUAUUUUGAAAUGGGUUUUUCCAGAUAUCUUUGUGAAAAAUUACUGUAUUUUCUAAAGAAUAUUAUGAACUUUAUUUACAGUAAUUAUCAGUUUAGAGGUGUAACAAGAUUCUGUGAAAGAACCAUCAAAACCUGAGUUUAGUUUUGUUUAGAUUAAUGGUGUACUGAAACAUCACAGUAUACUCAUGAUGUUUAUCAUUUUGUGAAAACCAGGAAGUUAUAAAUUAUGUAAUAAUGUGAACUGUGUCCUCAUGCUGUUUCACAUGCAGGUUUUUGUUAUAUACAAAAAAAAAACUGUCCUUGCCACUGGUCUUAAUAAAGAUCUUCAAAUGAUCUGAUAUGUUCAAUAGGUUUGACUGGUGAGUAACAAAAACACAAAUUAAAAAGCAUUAUUAUUAUUAUCUGUCACAAUAUCCUGAAUCUGAAAAAGUAAUAUACUUUGUAUCCUGGUUUCAGAAUUAAUUUUUACUGUAUGUGUAGCAAAUUUUAUUUUGUAAAGUAAUGUUCUGUUUAUUCAGAAAGCCAUAUAUUAUGUUCUUUAUCAUUCUGCCAGGAACUUUUUCUAAAGAGGUUUUGAUGUUAUGAAGUUUUUCAUUUAAACACUUUGAUAAUUAUUUUGAGUUAUAUGUAUUAAGAUGCUAUAAAUUUUCACUCAGUAUUAUUAGUACAAAACUACCAAAAAUUAAAUAGAGAUCUGUGAAUGUUUUUUGUGACAGACCUCACAUUGAAAUUUGCAAUUAUUUUUAUAAAUUAAAGUAUCUAAACAAGGAAGUUUAUGGUCUGGCUGAUGUUCUGUUGUAAAAUGAAUACUCUUGUGGUUGGUUUAGAAUUACAAAGAUGGUGUCCUUUCGAAAUAAGGUUUUAGCUAAGGCUAAAAAUGAAGUUUCCAAUUAAAAUGAGUUUAAAUUGCAACAGACUGAUGCCAUAGAUCAAUCAAGUUAAUUUGAUUGUAAGUUUGUUAUUUAAGUUAUGUGUACAAAUUCUUUACAUUCGUAUUAUGGGUUUAUAGACAGAAAUGCGCACAAUUAGCAUUUUAGUAGCAUUUGCUGUGCCAUACAGUAGGCCACUGCCAUCAAGGUAUUUUAGCAAGUAAUAUGUUAUUUUAAUUGGUAUCAAAAUACAGAAAGAUCUUCAUGUGUAGUGGUAUUAAUUUGUGUUACUUAGAAUUUAAUACGAUUGUAUUCUUAUCCAGAAGUAACACUUGAUAAAAUCCCAAGAAUUUUUAAAAUUACUUAUAAUUUGCCUUUCUAUUUCUGUGAACUUAGUCACAGAGCUUAAAGUAUUUUUUUGAUUAAUACUGAAAAAAUAGUGUAGCUCUCAUACUAGCAUCUGUUCUCACGUUGUUGUCAAGGUAAUAGAAGUACUUUGUUUAUCCAAUACUCAUCUCUUUGGUUUAACGAGACUAAAGGAAACCAGUGAAACUCAUUGCAAAUAAGCCAAAAUUUCUAUUUAGUAGAAUAUAUUUGAUAGAAACUUGUUGAAACUACAAAGUUAAUGUAUUGAAAAUUAUAUGUCUUGAAGUUUACUGCCUAUUAUGUAGAUUUCUGGGACACUUAAUUAUGUAUUAUUCCAUAGCUUUAAUUCAAUAAGGCAGUGGUAGCUGAAAUGUUGUCCAUUUAACUAAGUAGAAGAUUUCCUAGUAAAUUUCUUUCUUUCUCUGUAAUGUAUUACCUUUCAUGAUGAUUCUAAAGGAACUGUUAUAUUUUUUUGUUUUCAUUUUUAUUAAUCAGUAAGAUUUCAACUGUCAUUAAUUAAUCUUCAUUUUUGACUGUUCAAUAAGCAAGAAAGUAAUAGUUAUUGUGGGGAGAGGAGCUGUUGUAUUUGAACUCAAUUUCUAUGUUAAAUGAAACAAACUAACAUUCGAUUAGGAGAAUUAUGUAUCUAAAAAUAUAAAUCUAUAGAAAACAGUGAGUUAAUAAUCAUAUAUAGAUAUGUCAUUAAUACAAGCUCACAUUCCUCUAAAAUUACUAGAAUAAGUGAUUUUUUUUAAUUUAUACCAACAAUCAAAAAAUAUAUACCUGUGUGAUAAAAGUACGUGGAUUGUAAAAAGGUAGACAUCAUGGUGGUUAUCUUACUGUUUACCACAAAGCUCAUUAUUCUAGCUAUCGAGUUUUCUAAAAGUAAACAGUUUGAUGAAAAAAAGUAGCAGAAAUUGUAUUCAUAUUUAAUAUAAAUGUUAUUAUUUUAAGAUGAAAUAUUUUUAGUUAACCACUAAAUUAAUGCAAGCAGUUUUAAAUAAUCCUUUCUUAUCCUUAUGUUUAUUAUGAACCAUAUUUAUUCUCAUUCUAAAAAUCCAACAUACUUUUAGGUUCUACUGCACCUUUAUUUGUUCUGGAGUUAUAAUUAAUUUUGCAAGUUUAAUUUCUGUUGCUGUUAUAGCUGUUGCUAAAAAUUGACUGCUUUUACAUUUAUUGUUACUGUUCUAAGUGUUUUUGCUUAUACCUUUAUAAAAACAAUUUCUUAUAGUUACAGUUGUUUUUAGUGUUCAAUGCUCUUAAUAGUUGUGUGCUGUAAAUCAGUGUCAUUUCCCAAAAUAACCUAGUUGGUUAUAUAGAUAUUUACAUUUAGUGUCAAAUUUAUAAAUUGUCAGCCAGUAUCUAUUAAGAUAUUAGCUUAAAUUGAAAUAUUUCAAAACAACAUAGCUAUUUGUUGAGAUAAAUGAAAUAUGAUAUUCUGUAAUAUCAAGGAAGUAUAUGUCUGAACAGUAGUUGGUAAUACCCUUGCCAGACGUUUAUCAUGACAAGGUAUGAAAGACUUGCUCCUCAGAAAUUAUUCUUAAUGAGUUUGUCCAGAAUACUAUUUGUUACAAUUUUGUGUUAAAUGGAAUCUUGCAUAUGAAUAAGGUUUAGUCUUACUAUUCAUGCUCCUAUUGCUUUUCGUGUGUGUGUGUAGAAGCUAUGCAACUGUCUUCCACGUGAACAGUAAUACUUGUUUAUAAAAAGCUGGGUCAGCUAGUUGAAAACUUGAUGAUUUCUACAUAAACCUAUAAAUACUAAGUAUUGUAAGUUGUGUUUUUUUUUUUUCUGUCAGUCAGUACUACUGUGUGUAUUUAGUCUCAGGGUCACAAUAAACUAGUCUUAUUAGGGCCUUAGACUUGAAAAAGACUUUUCAAACAUUGUCCUAAAGUCAAAAGAAGAGGCAGAAGUUUGUGAACACUUGCAAAAAGUAAUUCCUUUUAGUUUUUGCAAGAACUAGAUACUUGUGUGUAAAGAUUGUAACUCAUUUGAGACUUUCUAUAAAAUGUAUUGCUUUUGCUCUGGUCAGAUAUAUAUUUUUUCUUGUCACCUAUUCUUAAAGCAAUUACUUCAAAAUAUGCAUACCAAAUUAUAAAAAAAAAUAUAUUUUGUGGUGUAGUUUUUGUGAGGAAGUAUAAAAAACAAACAUUUUUUACAAUUUUCUUGCAGAAUUGUGAAUCUUAAAUUGGAUUUUUUCUUAGUAGCCUGCAGCUUAACCUUAUGAUAUAGAACAAAUAUUUUUUUUUUAUGAGAAAUGUCCGGAAUCAAAAAUAUUGUUAGAAAGAAAAGUUAAAACGUAAUCAGGAAAGUAACAAACGCAUACAUACGUUACAAGGCAUGUUGUGUUGUACAGCUUUCUGAAAUUUCUUAAACAGGGAUGAAGA